Messenger RNA from Hypanus sabinus (Atlantic stingray), 2127 nucleotides. Its product is annotated as mitoferrin-1-like. Gene Ontology annotation, cellular component: mitochondrial membrane. Gene Ontology annotation, biological process: iron import into the mitochondrion. Gene Ontology annotation, molecular function: ferrous iron transmembrane transporter activity. The transcript is spliced from 4 exons. The record is from RefSeq and is a predicted model, not a curated record. The coding region runs from base 276 to 1436 and encodes 386 amino acids. NCBI's taxonomy places the organism in Eukaryota, Metazoa, Chordata, Chondrichthyes, Myliobatiformes, Dasyatidae.
CGCGGAGGGGUUGGGAAAUCGAGGUACGUCACAGCGAGUGGCCCUCAUUUUGCCCCCCUGCCCGCUGCAAGUUAGGCCAGCAGGAUGGUGGUGGUGGGGCAGGGGGUAAGAGCGGCUUUUUAAAGCGGCCGGCGCGUCGAAUGAGCCCAGCGUGAGGGGGAACGACGCUGUUCAGAGCUGGUGCUCGUGGAAAAAGAUCGACAAUUAGCAGUACGGGGGUUGGUAGGAGAAGGGAGGAAAAUAAAGCCGAGGCUUCGCCACCAAGUUUUUCCCCGAUGGAAUUUGAACAUGAAGGGGUGAGGAUUAAAGUAACGGAGCGGGCCGAAGCGAUUAGCAGCGGGAACGGCAGUGCCAGCAACAGCGGGUCGGGUAUCGUGGGCAGCUCGGUGGCCAUCGCCCGCAAGUCGCCAGUGCUCGCCACGCCGCCUCCUUUCUUCGACAUCUUGGUGAGCCCGCCGCCCCCAGCCAGCUGCUUUCUGAAUAUUAUGGACAAUUUCUCGGAUGAGAACAGCAGCGAGCCCGAAUACGAGAGCCUCCCCGAGACCGCUUCCACAUCCACGCACAUGAUUGCCGGAGCUGUGGCCGGAGUCCUGGAGCAUUGCGUGAUGUACCCCAUCGACUGCGUCAAGACACGAAUGCAAAGCCUGCAGCCAGAUCCUGCUGCCCAGUACCAGAAUGUAAUGGAUGCCCUGAAGAGGAUUGUCCGUACUGAAGGUUUUUGGAGGCCAAUGAGGGGAUUAAAUGUGACUGCCACUGGUGCCGGGCCAGCACAUGCCCUCUAUUUUGCGUGCUAUGAAAAGAUUAAAAAGACAUUGAGUGAUGCCAUCCAUCCGGGUGGUAAUAGUCACAUAGCUAAUGGUGCAGCAGGAUGUGUGGCCACUUUGUUUCAUGAUGCAGCUAUGAACCCUGCUGAAGUGGUGAAGCAAAGGAUGCAGAUGUACAACUCUCCCUACAAGCACGUUUUGGACUGUAUGAGGACAGUGUGGAAAAAUGAAGGGGCUGGAGCAUUCUAUCGGAGCUACACUACCCAACUGACUAUGAACAUCCCCUUCCAAGCUGUUCACUUCAUGACUUAUGAGUUCUUGCAGGAAAAGUUGAAUCCUCACAGACAGUACAACCCUUCCUCGCACGUUCUCUCUGGCGCCAUGGCAGGUGCCGUCUCAGCAGCAGUAACAACACCACUGGACGUUUGCAAAACACUAUUAAACACACAGGAAUCCUUGGCUCUAAACUCCCUCAACAUCAGCGGACAUCUUUCUGGUAUGGCAAAUGCCUUCAGGACGGUUUACCGACUGGGUGGUAUCCCAGCGUACUUUAAGGGAGUUCAGGCCAGGGUUAUCUAUCAGAUGCCGUCUACAGCAAUUGCCUGGUCUGUGUACGAGUUCUUCAAGUACUUCAUUAGCAAACAUCACCAUGAAAGAAGGUCAACUUACUGAAGUCGAAUAAGCCAGCACAGACGCCACAAAAACCUAUUUGGACUGCAAUACUAUAUCUUUCCACUGUUACAUCAUUUCUAAUAAGGGAAACUGGCGUUAAAUCUGAUCUGAGUUGCACUCUUGAAUUGAGUAAAAUAUUUACCAUGUCUGCUGACAAAUAUUGUCAAACCAAAGUUUCUGUAUUUGUUGCAACAUCUAAGAACCCAGGUAGACUUGGCCGUUGUCAAUAAGUAAAACGCACAGGUACUUGCUGCUGGCACAAAAUGGGUGUCUUGGCCAUUGUUUAAAGAUUUUUCCUUUUGGGUACUUUUUUCCCCUCCAGAUUACUGGGCUGAUUUAAAAGAUGUUUUUAAAAUCAAAAGCACAUACAGGUUUACAUGUCUGGCCAAAUGUCAACUGUUGCACCAGUAUAGGUGUACUGUAUCAUCAAUGUAGUUUAAGUACUUAAUGACUGUCAAGGUAGGCAUCAAACUGCUUAACUGUUUUUAAACUGUAUUUCACUGCACUCUUUGUAGUACAUCGAGCUUUUUCAUGCCUACAUUUGCAUCAGCAACAUACCUAAAUAAGAACUGAAAUGAAGCCCUUUAUAUUCACUGGAAAUAUUAUUCUGGAGUUAUUUUAUCCAGCAAAGUUAUUUGCUGUUGUAGAGAAAGGUUUUCACAAGGAAGAUGAUUAAACAAUAAGACAAACA